UGCGCCACUGAUCGGCUCUCUCUGACCCUGGGCGGGAUAUGUCUGUCCUUUCGUGGGCUUCAGCUGCUUUAUUUAGAAGAUGGAAGUCGUAUUCUCAGGGAUUAGAAGCUCCUUUGGGGCUGGAACUGACUUUUAUUAGUGUUACACACUGUCGCCUGCCCGGGCACAGAGCAAGCAAGAACAGGGACUGUAUUAGGAAUCUUGGAAGCACUGCCAGCAUGUCUGAUGUUCAAGAAGCCACUAACCAACUCUUGGAUGUGAACCUUGAUGAGAACUGGAGGUCUAUACAAGUGACAGGAAGUGAUCCUAGAAGUGAGUCUGAGCACCUCCAAGUCACUGUUGGAGCCACUGUACCUACUGGUUUUGAGCAAACAGCUGCAGAUGAAGUGAGAGAGAAAUUGGGGUCAUCAUGCAAAAUCAGCAAAGACCGGGGCAAGAUAUAUUUUGACAUUUCAGUGGAAAGUCUGGCUCAGGUUCAUUGUCUGAGAUCAGUUGAUAACUUAUUUGUGGUUGUUAAGCAGUUUAAAGAUUACCAGUUCAAAGAAACAAAGGAAGAAGUUCUAAAGGAUUUUGAAGAACUGGCUGGGAAGCUUCCAUGGUCAGACCCUUUAAAAGUAUGGAAAAUUAACACCAGUUUCAAGAAAAAAAAAACAAAGCGCAAAAAGAUGAAUCAGAGUUCAGGUAAAGAGAAGAUUGAUAACGGACAAGGAGACAAGACAGAUGAGAAAGAUGAUAAAAAAGGAUUCACUAACAAUACCUUAGAUUCCCAUAUCUUAGACUAUUAUGAAAAUCCAGCCAUCAGAGAAGAGAUAUCAACAUUAGUAGGUGAUGAUUUGGCAUCUUGCAAAGACGAGAAGGAUGAAAGUUCAAAAGAAGAAACUCAUCCUGAAGUGCUGAAGUUUAGAGUCACAUGCAACCGGGCAGGAGAGAAACAUUGCUUUUCCUCAAAUGAGGCUGCAAGAGAUUUUGGGGGUGCUGUUCAAGAUCACUUUAAGUGGAAGGCUGACAUGACCAACUUUGAUGUGGAGGUUCUUUUGAACAUCCAUGAUAAUGAAAUUGUUGUGGGCAUUGCAUUGACAGAAGAGAGUCUCCACCGAAGAAAUAUCACACAUUUUGGACCUACAACACUUAGAUCUACUCUUGCCUAUGGGAUGCUUAGGCUCUGUGCUCCUCAACCUACUGAUAUAAUAGUUGAUCCGAUGUGUGGAACAGGAGCAAUACCAAUUGAGGGGGCUACUGAAUGGUCUAACUGUUAUCAUAUUGCUGGUGAUAAUAAUCCGUUGGCUGUGAAUAGAGCAGCAAAUAACAUCUCAUCUUUAUUGACCAAGAGCCAAAUUAAAGAAGGCAAAGUGUCCUGGGGCUUGCCCAUAGAUGCUGUUCAGUGGGAUAUCUGCAAUCUGCCAUUGAGAACUGGCUCUGUGGACAUUAUUGUAACAGACAUGCCAUUUGGAAAAAGGAUGGGCUCCAAAAAGAGAAACUGGAACCUUUAUCCAGCUUGCCUACAGGAGAUGAGCCGUGUCUGUAGACCAGGGACAGGCCGAGCUGCACUACUUACUCAGGACAAGAAAUGCUUUACCAAGGCAUUAUCUGGAAUGGGACGUGUUUGGCGGAAGGUACAUACUGUCUGGGUGAACAUAGGGGGUCUUCAUGCAGCAGUUUAUCUUCUGAAACGUACACCUCAAGCUUUUCAUCCUUCAGAACAAGAUAGGGAAAGAACUCCUUGGUGAUGCAAAGAAUGAAGAUGGUUAAUGGUAUUUGUGCCUCCCAACACUGGGAAUGUCAGCAUGAAGAACAUGGUUUGAGAGAAAAACAGUGUUAAUAAAAUUGCAGUUUGCAGUUUAAACUGA
Messenger RNA from Mirounga angustirostris (Northern elephant seal), 1847 nucleotides. RefSeq names its product THUMP domain containing 3 (gene THUMPD3). The transcript has 10 exons. The record is from RefSeq and is a predicted model, not a curated record. The coding region runs from base 39 to 1727 and encodes 562 amino acids. Lineage: Eukaryota; Metazoa; Chordata; Mammalia; Carnivora; Phocidae. Gene Ontology annotation, biological process: tRNA methylation. Gene Ontology annotation, molecular function: RNA binding; tRNA (guanine) methyltransferase activity.